Molecule: messenger RNA, 2536 nt
Organism: Neurospora crassa OR74A
Lineage: Eukaryota; Fungi; Ascomycota; Sordariomycetes; Sordariales; Sordariaceae
Exons: 2
Coding region: 1-2394 (797 amino acids)
Source: RefSeq, a predicted model, not a curated record
AUGCUGCCCAAACUGCCAUUUGAGACGCUCACUCAAAUUUUCAGUCACUUCACUCUCACCCUGCCUAACAAGAGCGAUGUCUUCCCGGACUACCGCCCCGUACGCAAGCAUGAGAAUGAGGACAGCGAACUGGCUCGCCACCUUCAAGAUCGCCGGACUUUGCGGGAUCUUUGCAUCGUCUGCUCCCGUUGCCGGGCUGUGGCCUCCCCGAUGCUUUACCACACCGUCAUCCUCCACGACGCCUCAGCAUUACCCUUCUUCACGCGGGCGCUUUUAGAGAACCCUCAGGCAGGCGACAUUGUUCGAGACUUGGCGCUCUUGAUUGCUUUCAACGACGAGUAUCAAGAACGGGACCUUUUCAACUGCGUCAAACUAGGCCUUUGGGCGGACUUGGGGCAGUGGCUCUUCGGUGAAGCUGCGCGUAAAACCCGACCGCGUGAGUUCGACUGGAACAUCCGAGUCGCCAGCGACAUAUGGCAUAAUGACAGGCUUCCGGUUCAAAUCAGAGAGAGAAAGUCGCGUACCACAGAGCUCGUCAACGACCUGAAGCAAGCCCCAGGUCACCUCAAGAAAGGAUGUAGACUCGGAGGCCAGUUUCCGCUUCAAUAUUUUCGCUCUCUCGAGACACUGAUGGCGGUCGGUCCAGAUGCGACUUUUGACCCUUUACGCGAAAAUAUCAAGAGUAUCCGCCACCUGCACUUGUUAGACACAGAGUUGCAACCCCGAACACUCGGCUCUAUGCUUCUCAGGAUACCUCAAAAUCCUGCCUCUUUUGUACUCAAGCAGCGCCCGUCGGCCCCGGGUAAUCAGCCCGAGCUUCUAGAUUUUCCAACCGAGAAACUACCAACGCUGUCCGAGGUAUUGCUUCUGAAGGGCAGCGAACUUCGGGAACUCAGUCUUAUCCUCUGUUACACCCACUGUUUCCGAAACUUUAUUGGCUCAGGCAAGUGUCUGACCAGCCUUCCAACCUUGGACCGGCUGGAAAAGCUGACGAUCCAGAUGCAUCUCCUUUUUGGGGACACUCGUGGAUUCUCAGCCAAUCUUCUGGUCCAACGCCUUCCGCCCAAUCUCGUGGAGUUGAAUAUCCUCGACGAAUGGGAAAUGGAUGUUGCUGAGCGUGAGCUGUGGCUGACCCGAUACGUGUAUCAUUACGAGGAGGUCGAGCACGACCCCAUCAAAAUCUGGAUUGAGGAGCAGGCGUAUGAUGAUGACGAAAAUGGCGAAAGGCACUUUUGUCAUGUUCUUCAGGAUCAUCCAGUUCUUGACUCAAACGAUCGUUAUAUCGAAGCCCAGAAGAGAACCGAGCUGUACUCAAGGUAUCGCAUGAAGGUCAAAGCGAUGUUGUUAGAUAUAGCUGCUCAAUGCGAUGCUGACAAGAUCGCCUGUCAGUUGCAGAGAGCGGAUGGACAGCAGGGACGUGGAAGCCUUGCCAACCUCCGUUCUGUUACAUUUCAGAUCGCGCCGAACAAGCCACUCAAGCUCAUCCCUGCAGACGAGAAUUACCGGUACGAUGGUGACUGGCCUCACAGGUUAGAAAUACCACCGGUAAAGGACUCGAUGGAGAAUACUAUGGCUGAAAUCAAGGCCGGCUCCUUCCUGUGCUGGAUCCCCUACCGUUGGACAAAUCUUGAGUUGCUCAAGGAGAACUUUGGAGUCAAGGACAAGGAGAUGAGCGUACGCUACAUUCGAGAUGUUGUUUCGCAUUCUGAAGAUGAGAGUGACAACGAAAGCGAAAUCGGUGAGGUGGAUGAGGAGAACGAGAGCGCUGGCAGAGAAGAAAUCGGUGAUGAUGACGAGAACGAUGGAGACAGCGAGAGCGAUGGGAAUGACGAGAAUGGCGAAGAUGAGGACGAUGAGGCGGAUGGCGAGGAUGGCGAGGAUGGCGAAGAUGGCGGAGAUGGCGAUGGUGAAGAGGGCCACGAGGGCGACGAGAAUGACGAGAAUGACGAGAAUGACGAGAAUGACGAGAAUGACGAGAAUGACGAGAAUGACGAGAAUGACGAGAAUGACGAGAAUGACGAGAAUGACGAGAAUGACGAGAAUGACGAGGAUGGCGGGAACAGCGAAUACAGCGAGGGCGACGAAAGUGACGAAAAUGACGAAGGUGAGGAGGAUGACGAGAAUGACGACGGCGACGUUGAUGGCGAGGCCAGCGAAUACAGCGAGACCAGCGAGACCAGCGAGAAGCCCAACCCUCAGCUUCUCACUCUCUGGAAUACAUUCAGAGCAAUCCCCAGGGAGCAUUUCAUGGAUGUGACUGCAGCUUUUGCACGGUCUGGCGUCCGGUUCGAUUGCUUUGGCCCUGCCAGCGAGUGGAUCCUGGCUAUUAGAGACACUGCGAAGGAUGAGGUUGAAGCAAAAGCACUCAGUCACGUUGUGGAGGAGGAGCUUUGAUCCUGCGGAUUGCUGACAGAAGAUUCAGACACAAAGAGGAUGGAUAACCCAUGGUGUCGCGCGACUAUGCUGGCCGGCAGCUCAGAUUCAGAAAUUUGCUAAUGGCCGCCAUGGCUGAUAAUUAGGUAUGCUCGGAUGAUCA